Molecule: messenger RNA, 1590 nt
Organism: Asterias rubens (European starfish)
Lineage: Eukaryota; Metazoa; Echinodermata; Asteroidea; Forcipulatida; Asteriidae
Product: 63 kDa sperm flagellar membrane protein-like
Exons: 10
Coding region: 1-1590 (529 amino acids)
Molecular function (GO): calcium ion binding
Source: RefSeq, a predicted model, not a curated record
AUGACGACAAAAAGGGAGCCUGAAGUAACACACGAAUCUGAGUCUACGACAAAACCUGCUGACGAGUCUGAAUCGACAACAUCAGCAGAGGUUGAACCCACAGAGCGUGUGACUGUUAAGCCAGAGGUGGAGAGUACAACUGAAGGCAGGUCUGAAGUGACGCUAACAAGAACGAGUAAACCUGAGGAAAAUACCACCAAAGCAGUUUCAGUUGCACCCAAAAGCCCUGAAGUUACAGGACAGCCUAUUGAUCCGUGUUUCUCAGAUCCGUGCGCUGGCAAAGCAAACAGUGAAUGCAUCUCCAAGGAUGAUGGGUCGUACACAUGUUCCUGCAUAGCUCUUUACUAUGAAUCAAACGGCCAGUGUGUAGCUUCCUCAACAUUCAAGUGCCGUCUACGUGUCACUAGGAUUCAGACCUUGCAGGCAGAGUUCACUGCUGAGCUGGCAGACCCAACGUCUCAGGAUUUUCAGUCAAUGGCUGCCGACAUGACAUCUGUCAUUGAUAGUAUAUUCAUGGGGAGCCGUAUGUCAAACCAGUACCUUGGCUGCACCAUUUUUGGAUUUUCAAGCGGCUCAAUCAUCGUGGACUACAUUGCUCACAUUGACGAUGUCGAACCAACCAAUUCCACUGUGGUGGAGUCUGCAUUCACAGAGUCUUACAUGCAAAGUGCAAACGACGGGAGGCUUAACGUCACUGCUGAUGUUGCAGCUAGCGGAGUCACAGAUUUUGAUGAGUGUCUAUCCACCACGACCAAUGAUUGCUCGGUCAAUGCCAGCUGCAUCAACAUUGAGGGAGCGUUCACUUGUGAAUGCCACUCUGGACUUGUUGAUUUGGCCCCGACAAAACCAGGACGAUUCUGCGCAGCUCCUCAACCUAAAGUGUGCGACAAUCAAGCUGAUAUAGACUGCUCACCGUAUGCUGCCUGUUACGACACUGACACACGCCCAGAGGGUUAUAGCUGCCAGUGCCUCUCUGGCUUCCGUGAUCAAUCCCCAAGUAUCAGCCUCAUGCCGGGUAGAGUCUGUGAAGAAAUUUGCCCUUCCAGUAACUGUUUCAACGGAGGUUCCUGUGUGAGUGUUUAUGAGACUGGAGAAACAAUAUGCAGAUGUCCAGAGGGCUUCGACGGGACCAAAUGUGAGAAUGUUGUUGAAUCAGGAUUAUCAGAAACGCUAAUCCUAGUGAUUAGCCUGAUCUCUGUCGCCAGUCUGAUCCUAAUCGGGAUUACUCUCCUCCUCUGCUUCACCUUCUACCAUCGUCACACCAAGGAGAGCAUCAAGAAGCUGUCUCUGAGGUCAACGAGCAGAAGAGGGGAGCCGUCUCGCUUCAUGCAGGAUGCUGAUGUAUGGGAUCCAAUCAUCAUGGAUGAUAGAUCGAGUAGUCAUGGUAGCAGUAGUCAGCAGACUCUCAGAGAGCCUCGACACAACCAGCAGAUGACAACUUUCUCUGAGCAGGUACGUCAUGACAGCCAUGACGACGGUAUCAGCAAUCUGGAUUUCAUCGACGAAGAAGUGGAGUCAUUGGCCAGGACAAACACAACUGCUAUGAGCAAACUGCCAGAGGUUGAGGUAAGAUCACUGAUCCUAAACUGA